AUGGCUCCGAAAAAGCGACGGAUGACGCAGCAAGUGCUGCAGUGGGGAACCCCGCCGCCGAAACCCCCCGCUCCGCCUCCCGCCUCUGUACCACCCCCCAUUCCUCCCCUUUCAGACGUGGAGAAGAGAGAGAAGGCUUACCUGAAAGCCCAGAAGAAUUACACCUCGGAAUGGCUGCCGAGGUUCGAUUGGUUGAUUCUUGACAAGACCCCCGAAGGCGAGCCGUGUCUGCGUUGCAGUGUGUGCAUGGAGCACGGGAAGGAUAACGCACGAUACGAACGAAAUGGCGUUGGCGGUCGUGAUCUGCAGCUUGGCUCCAUGCGGUGGCACGAGAACAGCAUGAAGCAUGAUGACGUGAUGAAGAAGCAGGCGAAUUUGAUGAAGAAAAUCACAUAUCAGAAGAAAAUCGCCGACUUCGCGAAUGGCGAUCCCGAAGGCUCUCGUGUCGCGCGCCUCAUGCGGGCCAUUCGUUUUGUGUGCCGCACCGACACUCCCAUCCACCUGUUUCCCCAGAUCGUCCAGUUCCUUGCGGAGGAGGGUGUCGCUGACAUCCCGCGUCAGACCUACGGCGUAUACAUCACCCAUGAAGCUCUGGCUGUGAAGGAAUCGGCGGAGAAAUACCCUGACUUGGCGAUCGUGGAUAAGUCGAUCAGGGCGGUUGGCGAGAUCGUGGAAAAAUCCACUCCCUGGCACGAGAGGUUCAAGGAGCUGCAACAAGUGAUCCAUAGCACCAACCUGGAGCACCAGGGACUGCACGACGUGCGGUGGCUCUCCAGUGGUGAUGCAGUUUUGCGCAUGGUCAAUAUCUUGGGGGCGGCGAUCGUUGUCUUACUGGAGUGGAAUCACAAGAUCGCGGCAGUGGUGCUGACUUUGAAGUACCACUUCUGUCUGUACUUUCUGGCAGACAUCCUCGGGGAGAUGAACUCGCUGAACCGAUUUUUCCAACGACGGAAAGUGGAAGUGACCCAAGUUUCGGAGGAGGUGGACCGCGUGGUGUCGUACAUAGAGCACAGAUACAUCGACUACGACCGCACGUUCGGGGCGGGCAUGAGCAACCACCUGUCGCCAUUCCUGGCACGGCUCAAGGACAAUGUCAAGAAAAUAACAGUCGAAGGGGUGGACGCGGACGGCCGUGUUGCCCGGCAUGUCAUCAAGCUCAGCGAGGAGCGCAUCCCUGGGCACAAGUACGGCGGCACCGUGGCUGAUUGCGUGAAGCUGUGCAAGGCCUUCUCCCAGGAGGUCGUGUACAAUCUGAAGCACUGCAUGCGAGAUCUGAGGCGCCUGGGCGGCACGAAGCUGUUCAAAGUGGCCACCAAACACGGACACACGUGCGCGACAAUGUGCUAG
Molecule: messenger RNA, 1347 nt
Organism: Closterium sp. Naga37s-1
Lineage: Eukaryota; Viridiplantae; Streptophyta; Zygnematophyceae; Desmidiales; Closteriaceae
Source: the annotation of a GenBank genome assembly